Melozone crissalis (California towhee) is the source of this 1065-nucleotide messenger RNA. It is a transcript of the gene PRPH2, whose product is annotated as peripherin 2. Lineage: Eukaryota; Metazoa; Chordata; Aves; Passeriformes; Passerellidae. The transcript has 3 exons. The coding region runs from base 1 to 1065 and encodes 354 amino acids. Gene Ontology annotation, biological process: visual perception. The record is from RefSeq and is a predicted model, not a curated record. Gene Ontology annotation, cellular component: membrane.
AUGGCACUGCUGAAAGUCAAAUUCAAUCAGAAGAAACGGGUAAAGCUAGCGCAGGGACUAUGGCUCAUGAACUGGUUUUCAGUGUUUGCUGGAAUCCUUGUUUUUAGCAUGGGAUUGUUCCUCAAAAUUGAGCUCCGGAAGCGAAGCGAGGUGAUGGACAAUUCUGAAAGCCACUUUGUGCCCAAUUCUUUGAUAUUGAUGGGUAUAUUAUCCUGCGCCUUCAAUGGUUUUGCUGGAAAAAUUUGUUACGACUCUCUGGAUCCCGCUAAAUUUGCCAAGUGGAAGCCUUUGCUGAAACCUUACCUGGCUCUGUGCUGCGUCUUUAACAUGCUCCUUUUCUUCGUGGCUCUGAUUUGCUUUCUGAUGCGGGGCUCCCUGGAGAGCACGCUGGCCCAGGGGCUGAAGAACGGCAUGAAGUUCUACCGGGACACGGACACCCCCGGGAGGUGCUUCAUGAAGAAGACCAUCGACAUGCUCCAGAUCGAGUUCAAGUGCUGCGGCAACAACGGCUACAAAGAUUGGUUCGAAAUCCAGUGGAUCAGCAACAGAUAUCUGGACUUCAGCUCCAAAGAAGUGAAAGACCGGAUCAAAAGCAACGUGGACGGGCGGUACCUGGUGGACGGAGUCCCCUUCAGCUGCUGCAACCCCAGCUCCCCCAGGCCCUGCAUCCAGUACCAGGUCACCAACAACUCUGCCCACUACAGCUAUGACUACCAGACCGAGGAGCUCAACCUGUGGCGCCGCGGCUGCCGGGAAGCGCUGCUCAGCUACUACAGCAGCAUGAUGAGCUCCAUGGGCGCCGUCAUCCUCCUCGUGUGGCUCUUCGAGAUGUCGGUGAUGGUUGGCCUGCGCCUGCUGCACACCUCCCUGGAAAGCAUUGCCAAUCCUGAAGACCCCGAAUGUGAGAGUGAAGGGUGGAUCCUGGAGAACAGCCUGAAGGACACUUUCAAGUCCGCGCUGGAGAACUUGAAAAAGCUGGGUAAGUUCAACCAGGUGGAAGCAGGAGCCGAAGGGGCCGAAGGAGAGGAAGGCGGGAAGACGCCAGCCAUCACAACAGUCAGCUGA